AUGACAAACUUGAAACGUGACUUGAGAAACGUUGAUUUCAAGCACAUCAACGAUUAUAGUCUGCAAAUUAACCGAUGGUGCCUAAAACCUAUAGGCGCUUGGCCCAUAAGCACGUCGAAUACAUUAGAGAAAAUUGCCGCAAUAGUACUGAUCAUCUUUUGUUCACUUACAAUAGCAGUUGUUACAGUGCCAUGUAUACUGUACGUCAUAUUGGAGGAUCAGACUAUCACGGCAAAGAUAGGCGCCUUUGGGCCAUUAUUUCAUAGGAUUAUGGGUUGGAUAAGCUAUUGGACAUUGCUCAAGCGCAGCCACGACAUUCACAAUUGUAUACAGCACAUGGAAAUGGAUUGGCAGCUUAUACAUAGAAUCGGAGAUCGUAAAACGAUGCUGCAAUACGCCAAGUUCGGACGUUUUCUCGCCGGAAUUAGUGCGGCGGUCACGCAGGGCGGUCAGCUGCUCUUCGGUACCGCAAAAGCAAUAAGAACUACGACCAUUAUGGUCGGCAACGAGACUUUUAAGACGCGUUCAAUGACAUGUCCGACAUACAGUAAGAUUCUCGACACGAGGUUCAGCCCUAUAAACGAAAUCAUGCUGGUUAUACAAUUCGUGUCGGCAUUUGUAGUAAGUUCCGCAUUAGUGAGUGUUUGCAGCCUCGCCGGAGUUUUCGCGAUGCAUGCCUGCGGCCAAUUACACGUAUUGUAUGCGUGGUUGAACGAACUCAUAAUUGAUUACGAAGAGAAGGGAAAUCAUUCAGUUGAGCAAAAAUUGGCUGCUAUUGUGGAGCAUCACUUGAGAGCAUUAAGUUUUAUAGCACGUGUGGAAAGUAUUAUGCAUAAAGUUUGUCUUGCAAUAUUGAUGGGCUGCACGCUAAAUAUGUGUUUACUUGGAUAUUACUCGAUUAUGAAUUGGGGUGCUUUCGAUGCAGCACAAAUAUUGUCAUAUAUUACUUUAUAUACUUCAAUGGGUUUUAAUAUAUUUAUUUUUUGCUAUAUCGGCGAGAUUUUGACAGAGCAAUGCAAAAAUGUUGGGGACAUGGUAUACAUGAUUAAUUGGUAUCAAUUACCGCACAAAACAGCCCUUUGUCUUAUUUUAAUAAUAAUGCGAUCAAAUAACGUAAUCAAAAUAACUGCAGGGAAAUUAGUUCAUCUUUCUAUUGCAACUUUUGGUGAUGUAAUUAAAACUUCCAUGGUUUAUUUGAAUUUUUUACGAACAAUGAUGUAA
Messenger RNA from Mycetomoellerius zeteki, 1221 nucleotides. Its product is annotated as odorant receptor 82a-like. The coding region runs from base 1 to 1221 and encodes 406 amino acids. NCBI's taxonomy places the organism in Eukaryota, Metazoa, Arthropoda, Insecta, Hymenoptera, Formicidae. Gene Ontology annotation, molecular function: odorant binding; olfactory receptor activity. Gene Ontology annotation, biological process: detection of chemical stimulus involved in sensory perception of smell; sensory perception of smell. The transcript has 5 exons. The record is from RefSeq and is a predicted model, not a curated record. Gene Ontology annotation, cellular component: plasma membrane.